Messenger RNA from Xiphophorus maculatus (southern platyfish), 1324 nucleotides. RefSeq names its product myeloid-associated differentiation marker-like protein 2. Gene Ontology annotation, cellular component: membrane. The record is from RefSeq and is a predicted model, not a curated record. Bases 266 to 1108 code for a protein of 280 amino acids. The transcript has a single exon. Lineage: Eukaryota; Metazoa; Chordata; Actinopteri; Cyprinodontiformes; Poeciliidae.
UCCUCGGUGUGAACAUGUUUGAGAAACACUGAUCUGAAGUUAAAGUUGUCCCAUUUUACUUCGUUCCAACUGCAGUUCAGGUCAGUUUGAUCAUUUUCAUGUGCACACACUGCAGACUAACUCAGACAUUUGAAUACAAAGCAGAUCACAACGCUGCGUUGGAGUGAGAGGAGUUUUAUUAUAACUGCAGAAAUGGUUCGUCCUUCAGUUCUGGAGUGAACGCAGCUUCUUCCUCAGAAGAACCUGGGAACCCAAACCGAGCAGCAUGUGUGGCCCGUUCUCCAGCUUCCAGGGGAUUAUUCGCCUGGUGGAGAUGAUAUUCAGCGCUCUGGCUCUGGCCGUCGUCCUGUUCAGAGGCACGAUGGUCGUCCCCUGGGGCAUUUGGUGCGCGUUCGUCUGGGUGUUGUGCAUCGUCGUCCCCUUGGUGCUGCUCGUGAUGGAGAGCAAAGGCUGGCACAUCCUGCUGGUGGCGUUCCUCCCCAACUGGGCCGACCUGACCCUGGGCCUGACAGCUGUGUGCUGCAUCUCCGUAGUCUCCGCCACGGUGGCCUUCGCUGCUGUUUUCAUCUGCCUCACCUGCAUUGCAGACAUCCUGUGCUUCAUCUUCUCGCUGGUCGCCAUGGUGUGCUUUCUGGUCGACGUCGUCAAGCAGAGGUCGGCGUUCUGCAGAGGCUACAUGUCCAGCCUGAGAGGAACUCUCCGCAUAUUGGAGGCAUUUGUCGCCUGCAUGAUCUUCACCGCCGCCGCCGACCAUUUUGUGAGAGGGAAAUGGUUCUACAAACCUUCCGGGAUGAUACUGUGCGCCGUUAUCUUCGGAGUUUGCCUCCUGGACACCGUGGCCAUCAUCGUCCUCAACCUGCUGAAGCUUUUGCAGUGUCUGCUGGUGUUCAGGCUGAACCUGGUGGAGUUUGUGUUUAACAUAGUGGCGGUGGUGCUGUACGUGCUUGCUGUCAUCCUGUGGACCGUGUUUGGCUACAGUCGCUACAGGCACAACCCUUACACCUGCAUCAAAUGUUCCUACGCAGACAUGAACGCCGUCACGGUGGGAAGCGCUUUGAACCUCGUUCUUUACAUCGUAGACCUGAUUCUAUCCAUUAAGUCACUGUAGAAAAGUUCAGAUGUGACUUUAUUAUCCCAGGCUCUGUCAUUUGGUGAAUAAAGAUGAAAACAGCUGUGAAGUUUGAGGUUUGUCUUCUUUUACUGGAGCUGGAAACAUCAGUUGAUAUUUGGCUAGAGCAGAAUUUUAUGCGACUCUGUCAAGUAUUUUUGGCUUAGUUUCUGGUGCAAAUAUCUGAGUACACUUGAAAUAAGACAAAGCUAACAU